Molecule: messenger RNA, 2328 nt
Organism: Odobenus rosmarus divergens (Pacific walrus)
Lineage: Eukaryota; Metazoa; Chordata; Mammalia; Carnivora; Odobenidae
Gene: MSANTD2
Product: Myb/SANT-like DNA-binding domain containing 2
Exons: 4
Coding region: 4-1683 (559 amino acids)
Source: RefSeq, a predicted model, not a curated record
AAGAUGGCUGCGCCCUGUGGCUCGGAGCUGCCCGCCAACUCGCCGCUAAAAAUCCCGAAGAUGGAGGUGCUCUCUCCGGCUUCUCCUGGUGGCCUGAGCGACGGAAAUCCAUCGCUGUCCGACCCUUCCACGCCUCGGGGUGCCUCUCCGCUCGGGCCGGGCAGUGCGGCGGGCUCGGGGGCAGCGGCGUCCGGGGGUCUCGGGCUGGGGCUGGGGGGCCGCAGCGCCGCCUCGUCCUCGGUCUCCUUCUCCCCUGGUGGCGGCGGUGGCGGGGCUGCGGCAGCCGCCGCCGCCGCCUGCCGGGGCAUGUCGUGGACGCCGGCCGAGACGAACGCGCUCAUCGCAGUGUGGGGCAACGAGCGGCUGGUGGAAGCGCGGUACCAGCAGCUGGAGGGAGCCGGCACGGUGUUCGGCAGCAAGGCCCCUGGGCCAGCCAUGUACGAGCGCGUGUCCCGGGCCCUGGCCGAGCUGGGCUACGAACGGACCCCGUCCCAGUGCCGGGAGCGCAUCAAGACCCUUCGCAGGUGUUACAGUCGGGUGAAAGAACAUGGUGUUGGGAAAAGAAAGAGCAGUUACACAUUUGAACAGUUGGAACAGGUGUUUGGUCAGGGAGGAUGGGAUGCUCAGCCCUGCCAGCCUGUACUUAUUAACAGUAGUGGCUUGUACCAGGAGCUGGGGUCAGAUGGCAGCGCUAUGGAGGAGUAUCCACAGGAGGACUGGGGAAACCACAGUCAGGAUCUCCAUGGCUAUCCAACAGAUCAGGAAUUGGAUGAAAUACCUGUCACAAAGAGAACGUUAAAAAUAAAACAAGAGUCUUCUGAAGAAGCACAGAAGAGAGACAUCAUGCAAAAUAUCGUACAGAUUUUGGAAUCAGUACAAUUGAAGUGGGAACUGUUUCAGAGCUGGACGGACUUUUCAAGGCUUCAUCUUUCUAACAAACUGGCCAUUUUUGGAAUUGGUUAUAACACCCGUUGGAAAGAGGAUAUCCGUUACCAUUAUGCUGAGAUCAGCUCCCAGGUGCCCCUUGGCAAGCGACUGCGGGAGUACUUCAACUCUGAGAAGCCUGAGGGACGGAUCAUUAUGACCCGCGUGCAGAAAAUGAACUGGAAAAAUGUUUACUACAAGUUUUUAGAGAUCACCAUUAGUGAAGCUAGGUGCCUGGAGCUGCACAUGGAAAUUGACUGGAUACCCAUUGCCCAUUCCAAACCAACUGGUGGGAACGUGGUUCAGUAUUUAUUACCAGGAGGCAUUCCCAAAAGUCCAGGCCUUUAUGCCAUUGGCUACGAAGAAUGUAUGGAGAGGCCCCCCUCGCCACACCUGGAGCGACGUUCUCUGGACCCAGGAAAGGAGGGCCGGGUUGACUUGGAGACCCUCUCAGCACAAGCCUCAUUACAGGUGGAAAUUGAACCCACCCGAAUAAUCUAUUGCUACCUCGGGAUUGCUGAGGUCAGGACUCUCCAGCAAUGCUUAUUUUUACAUUUCCAGGCAAAUACCAAAACCUUCAGCAAAGAUUGGGUUGGUAUUAAUGGGUUUUUGUCUCAGAACUGUCUUGUGGAUCCCGGAGUUUCCCCCAAAUCCAUCUAUAUCAAAUUCGUAGAAGUAGAGAGGGAUUUUCUUUCCGCUGGCUCUUUAGUUGAGUGCCUGGAAAAAGCCAUUGGAUACCCCUUAAAAUUUAACAACUGAAUGUCAUCCUUCAUAAGGAUUUGGGCUCUUACCUCCCUCUUCUCUACUCACUUUGCAUUAGACUGCCCCUCAUCCAGAUGCUGCCAUCAGACUCUUCGCGGAAAUUCUUUCCACAAUCGGGCCAGUACAACUUCAACGGAAUCACGCUAGACUUUGGGCAGAAAAAACAGACCUCACCUGAAAAUGCUCAUUUUGAGCAAGCAAGAUAUACAGCGAACUUGCAUGGUGGGUCAGCUGUUCCUUUUUUAAAAACAAAAAGACGAUUUUUAAAUGGAUUUUAGAGCCCUAAUAUAAACAAAUGUAGGUACAUUCCAUAUUGGACAAAACUUAUACUUUGAGUUUCAUAUGAAAUUGAAAAAUUGUAUUUUUUUCACAAUGUUUCAUUUUUACACAUCUCUAUGUCUCUAUAUAAGUAUUAUUUACAACCCUGAAUAAAUAAGCAAUAGAUAAUGGCAAGUUAAAUCUUGAGUCACAGUAAAAAUAAGACUGUUUUUCAAUAUCACCCUUAGCUACUAUUGUAUAUAAUUUAGAGUUUCAUUUUUUUCACCAACCAAGUGUUUUGCUAUUCCCAAUCAGUGUUGCCUGCAAAGACCUUUGUUUCUGUGAUGUACCAACUUUACAGUUGUGUUGCCAUUUAAACUUUUU